AUGGGGUUGAAAUCUUUCUUCAGUAUCUCUUUCAUAUACAAGCGUUUUGUCGGGAAGGUCAAGACUAUUAUCAAGGACCUAAUUUUUGGCAAGAAGAAAGCAAAGUCUAAAUCUAAAGACAAGAAACAAGGGAACCAAAUCCCCGGAGAAAAACUCAAGAAUCAAGUCUCUGGGUUUACCAAAAAUAUCGGACUCAAGCAGGAGCCAGAAUACCAGAACGAGAAACUCUCAGUGCCUAUGGGGAAGAGGGGAUACGAGCCAAUCAACGAACCUAUCUCCCCGAAGAAGAAGAGGAAUCCAAUGAAAAAGUUGAGGAAGAUGCUUUUAUGA
Molecule: messenger RNA, 330 nt
Organism: Orbilia oligospora ATCC 24927
Lineage: Eukaryota; Fungi; Ascomycota; Orbiliomycetes; Orbiliales; Orbiliaceae
Exons: 1
Coding region: 1-330 (109 amino acids)
Source: RefSeq, a predicted model, not a curated record